AUGGCUCAGCUAUCUGACACCUGGGGCCCGGAGUCACAUGCCAGGAAACUCAACACUCUUGGGGCCCGGCCCCCAACUUCCAGCAGCUACGAACAAACAGGGCUUCUAGAGGAGGAAGCGAAAAAGCUGAAGUCACCCAGGCCUGAGAGAACCCUGAAAGGAAGGCCCCGGCCCACAGAGAUCCCCACGGAGGACCUCCGGAAGAGAGAGCUGGCAGUGGGGAAUGGAAUUUUUUUGACUCAUUCUUCCUUGUGGGGGCUUUUCUUCCCCAGAUCCUACUGCACUCCAGGACUAUGCCCAUCUUUGGCCAUGCUCCUACAAGCCGGUCACCUCCUGUCUCUGCUGCUGGCGCUAGGCACAGGUGGCACUGUGCCCAGCCCCUGGGUACCUCCUCAGGGCUGCUACGUGGCAGAAGAAGCUGGUGAGAGGACAUUCCGCUGCAGCCAGGCAGGCCUGAGUGCUGUGCCCGCCGGCAUUCCCAAUGACACCCGCAAGCUCUACCUGGAUGCCAACCGGCUGGCAUCAGUGCCAGCUGGAGCCUUCCGGCACCUGCCUGUCCUGGAGGAGCUGGAUCUGUCCCAUAAUGUCCUUGCCCACCUCUCAGGGGCUGCUUUCCAGGGCCUGGCAGGCACUCUGCGCCACCUCGACCUUUCUGCCAACCAGCUGGCCUCGGUGCCUGUGGAGGCCUUCGUGGGCCUGCAGGUCCAAGUGAAUCUGUCCGCCAACCCAUGGCGCUGUGACUGUGCCCUCCAGGAGGUGCUCAGGCAGGUGAGGCUGGCUCCGGACACUGGAACAGGCAUCGUGUGUGGCCCAGGGGCCCGACCAGACUUCGUGGGGCAGCAGUUCCUGACUCUGGCAGGGGAGGAAGAGCUGUGUGGGACGGGGCGGGGCGGGGCCCAGCGGAGCACUGAUGUGGCCCUGCUGGUCACCAUGGGGGGCUGGCUGGUGCUCGUGGUGGCUUACCUGGCCCACUACAUGUGGCAGAACCGGGAUGAGACCCGACGUCCCCUCAAGCAGGCCCCCGUGGUGCCCGUGCGCUCUGAGGACUCCUCUACCCUCAGCACAGUGGUCUGA
This is a messenger RNA of Hyaena hyaena (striped hyena), 1074 nucleotides long. RefSeq names its product leucine rich repeat containing 3C (gene LRRC3C). The record is from RefSeq and is a predicted model, not a curated record. Gene Ontology annotation, molecular function: protein binding. The coding region runs from base 1 to 1074 and encodes 357 amino acids. Gene Ontology annotation, cellular component: plasma membrane. The transcript has 2 exons. NCBI's taxonomy places the organism in Eukaryota, Metazoa, Chordata, Mammalia, Carnivora, Hyaenidae.